AGAAGGAGGAGCCUCAGUCUUUCCCGGCAGUUUGAAUGCCUGGGCGGGAAAAUGGCGGCGGAAGGGCGCAGCUAGCAGGAGCAGGCAAGGGAGGUGCCCGGACGCAGGCAGAUGGCGGCGUUUCUCCACUCGCCCCGCGGAGAGGGUCUGAGGGGCCUAGUGCUGAGUCCCCCUCCCGGUCUGGAAUGCUCCCUCCGCCCAAGCGUCUGCCCUUCGGGGCAACAGCACUACAUGGAUAUUCCUGAUGAGCAAACUGACAAACUGCUGUUAGCAAAUUGGGGUCUUCCAAAAGCGGUCCUGGAGAAAUACCAUGGUUUGGGAGUAGUUCGCAUGUUCCAGUGGCAGGCAGAGUGCCUGAUGGUUGGACAAGUCCUGGAAGGGAAAAAUUUGGUUUACUCAGCUCCCACAAGUGCUGGAAAAACUCUUGUUGCUGAAUUACUCAUACUGAAGAGAGUGUUAGAAGCUCGCAAAAAAGCUUUGUUCAUUCUACCUUUUAUCUCUGUGGCCAAAGAAAAGAAAUGUUACCUGCAGGCUAUGUUCCAAGAAGUAAAUGUGCAAGUGGAGGGUUUUAUCGGCGGUGCUUCCCCUGCUGUCCAUUUCUCUGCCCUGGAUGUUGCUGUCUGUACUAUUGAGAGAGCCAACGGCCUGAUCAACAGACUCAUAGAGGAGAAAACGCUGGACUUGCUGGGAAUAAUAGUUGUGGAUGAGCUGCACAUGGUGGGAGAUCCUCAAAGAGGGUAUCUACUGGAACUCCUGCUGACAAAAGUUUGUUUUUUGACCGAAAGAACGAAGAACAAACAACUAAACAUACAAAUUGUAGGCAUGAGUGCUACCCUUCCUAACCUGGGUUUACUGGCCUCCUGGCUAAAUGCAGAGCUAUACCACACAGACUUCCGUCCAGUGCCUCUUGUAGAACAAGUGAUAAUUGGCAACAAAAUUUAUGACUCCUCACUUAAAGUUGUGAGAGAAAUGCAGCCUAUACUGCAUUUGAAGGGUGAUGAGGACCAUGUGGUGCCUCUGUGUUAUGAGACUGUUCAGAAUGGUCAUUCUGUCCUUGUGUUCUGCCCAUCUAAGAACUGGUGUGAGAAGCUGGCAGACGUAAUCGCCAGGGAAUUCUACAAUCUCCAGCACAAGUACCUUCGAAAGAUAUCCACCCUUUCACCAGUAACCCUGGACACUGAGGGGAUAGAGGAGUUGAUGGGUCAGCUAAAGCGUUCUCCUUCUGGCCUAGACUCUGUGCUUCAGAGGACUAUAAAAUGGGGUGUAGCUUUUCACCAUGCAGGUCUUACAUUUGAUGAACGGGAUAUAAUUGAAGUAGCUUUUCGCCAAGGAGUGCUUCGUGUUCUAGCAGCAACUUCUACACUAUCUUCUGGGGUGAAUCUGCCUGCACGCCGGGUAAUCAUCCGAACUCCUGUGUUUGGUGGCAGAUCAUUGGAUGUCUUGACUUACAAACAGAUGGCUGGAAGAGCUGGAAGGAAGGGAGUAGACACCAUAGGUGAGAGCAUUCUGGUGUGCAAGCCUGCUGAGAAAUCAAAAGCAGUUGCUCUGCUUCAGGGCUGUCUCAAGCCAGUGCGGAGCUGUUUGCUUAACCAUGAGGGAGAAGGUAUUACUUCAAGUAUGAUAAGGGCAAUCCUUGAGAUCAUAGUAAAUGGAGUAGCCAGCUCUCCAGAUGACAUCCAGAAUUAUGCUUCCUGCACACUCCUUGGUUCUAGUCAGAAAGACUUCCAGGAGAAAGGGACAGACCAGGAGAGAAUUUGUCACGGUUCUAUUGAUGCAUGUGUGAAGUGGCUGCUUGAGAAUGAAUUUAUCCUGGUUUCAGUGUCUGAUGAAGGCAAAGAAAUGUAUUGUCCAACACAUCUUGGCUUUGCUACCUUGUUUUCCUCCUUUGCCCCAGUAGCAGCACUAGAAAUUUUUGCUGAUCUCCAGAGAGCGAUGAAGAGCUUCGUCUUAGAGAACGAUCUGCACAGUCUUUAUUUGGUCACUCCUGUUUAUGAAGACUGGGCCAAAAUAGACUGGUAUCGAUUCUUUUGCUUGUGGGAGAAGUUGCCUGUCUCGAUGAGAAAAGUAGCAGAGCUGGUGGGGAUUGAAGAAAGCUUUUUGGCCUGCUCUGUGAAAGGCAAAAUCACUACUCGGUCAGAGAAGCAGCGUAGGCAAAUGGCGAUCCACAAAAGAUUUUUUACAAGCCUGGCUCUCCUGGACUUAAUAAAUGAGGUCCCUUUAAAUGAUGUUGCUAAGAAAUAUGGCUGUAAUCGUGGACAACUUCAAUCUUUACAACAGUCUGCUGCUACUUAUGCAGGGAUGGUUACCAUUUUCUGCAACCGCCUCGCGUGGCACAAUAUGGAACAAUUGCUCUCUCAGUUUCAGAGUCGUCUCACAUUUGGAAUACAGAGAGAGCUCUGUGAUCUUGUCCGGAUUUCUCUGCUAAAUGCACAGUGUGCCAGAGCUCUUUAUAAGGCUGGUUUCGUCACAGUAGCUGAUGUCGCUAAUGGGAAUUUUGCUGAGGUGGAAAAUGCAUUCAGGAACGCAGCACCUUUCAGAAGUCGUAGGGCAGCAGAUGAAGAUGAACAGGCGGUCGAGGAACACCUUAAUACACGCUGCAUGUGGAUGCCUGGACUGAAGGGUUUAACUGAGAGUGAAGCAGCUAAUCUUGUUGUGGACGAGGCUAAAACUCUCUUAAAGCAGGACUUGGCUGCUCUGGGAGUGCAGUGGAACCCCAAUGCCUCUGUCAUAGCAGAUACGUCUUGCACAUUUUGUAUAACUGGGCAUGUGGAAGAGGAAAAGCAUGGACUGAAUGGCAAACAGAUAUUAAGAAACGGUCAUAGCAUAAUUUUAUCAGGCAAAAAUAUCAGUUCUCAACCUGAUAGUACAUCAUGUGUUAAACAAAAAAAUAAGAGGAUGUUGGAUGCUACUUUAACAAAUGUGAGACUUGAAGAAAAGACUUUGGUAGAUGACACUAACAGAGAGGCAAGAAAUGAUGAUGUAUACCCUAGUGCGAGGAAACGGAUGAAUCUGGACAAAGAUGGAGAAAAUAUGACAGAGAUCUCUGUGAAACAAACAUUGGAUGCUAGGGAAGUAAUGAAAAGCACUGAACAAAAGACAAAGCCAGGCUUGAAAGCAACUUCAAAAAAAGUUCAUGGUGCAGCUAGCUUUAAGAAAAAGGCUGGAAUUAAUUUAAAGCAAAGUAGAGAUCAAAGCACAACUGUGCAAUGGAGUAGACGUGGGAGUCAAGAAUCAGUGAUGUAUGGAGGUUUCAAUAAGCCUUUUCUGUCCUCCGCCAACAGUUGUGGGUCAAACCAAAGGCAUCACCAAACGGUAGCUAAAGGAUCAUUAGGCUACCAGGAAGGAAUUGACAAAAUAUCCCUGCAAGCAAAUAAAAUAUCUCAAAACAGCAGAAAAAACAUGCAUAAAUUGCUUACAGAACCUAUACAUGCUAAUGAAUCCAAUUACAUGUUAACAGUGAAUAAUCAAACUGAAACACUUGCUUUGAAUACAGUAGUGGGAUAUGCAUCUCUUGUUAAAGAUAACAUGGAAAUGCAAGAUGUUAUGGAAGAUCUAGUGAAACCUGAUAAGAUAUUGAAGCUGAAAAGUAAUUGGAGCAAAUUGCAGCUGAGUAAAAACAGUGCUAGAAACGUAGUUACUGAAAUCAAAACAGGCAAUGAUGUUUAUAAUGAGGUAGCAAGUGGCUCUGUCACUACAGAUGAGAAGAAACAAACAGCCAUCAAAACAGACAGUUCUCAAAAAGCAGACAGAAAUAACUCUGGAAAAUCCAAUCCUACCCUAGAAAAUCCAACUACAAAUAUGGGUGAAGUGUUCAAUCACCCUGAUAAUGUUCUGAAGUAUUCUGAAAGCAUUAAAAGCUGUUACUCCCCUGAUCUAUAUUUUGUCUUCAAAGAAUUUGAGGAAAGCUUUCAGUUGGAUACGCAAACGGAUAGGAUAUUGCAACAACAGAUGGCAACUACAUUUGCUGAUGAGCAAAGAGUCAAAGAGAGAGAACUAGGAGCAAAUCCACCACUGAAAACAAAGUGUGCUAGUACUUUAGAAUCUGAUGCUGCACAUGUGAAGGACAAGUUAGUGUGCAGAAAAGCGGAAACUUUACACAUAAAGAAAAAUGAUGUAGCAGGAAACACAGAUUUAUUGCAUUGUAAUGUGAAAGGUUCUCACAUAAAGGCUAUUGAUAAAUGCCCAGAAAUACCAGUUUGCCUUGAAAGAAACAGUUUUUCUGUCAUGGACUCCCAGUUAGACAGCUUCUUACGAGACUAUCAGACUCCAAAUCUGGCAAAAGAGCAGGUACCUAUUCUAAAAAAGGCAUCCUUUCUCCCCAAUCAGUACCCACCCACUGUAGAUGUAAAUGCAGAACGCUGUCCCUUGCCUGAAAUAAAUCUGAAUAGUAGUGAUAGUUUGUUGUUUGAUGAAGAUUUUAGCCACAUUACUGAACCUGAGAAUAUUCACAUUGCUGAAGCUGUUGUCUUGGGGCCACUUCCACGGCAGCAAAUUAUUAUUUGUCCUUCUAAAUCCACUUUAAAUGUAGACGUCUCAGGUAAAGAGAAUGUGGGGCCAGAUAAAGGUGUAUUAGAUAUUACUAAGAACCAGAAGAGACUGGCAGGGUAUGAGGAGGAUGAUUCCCUAAUAUUCUCAAGCUCUGAUUCUUUCCACAUCACAGAAAGGUUAGAUAGUGAGACUGUGCCUCCUUUUCAUAGAAACACCCUCAACAAACUGAAAAAUCUGAAAGAGGGACCUGAUGAUGUCAGACCUGAGAAUACUGGAAAAGAUGCAGGUGAAAAGCCACAGACAGAUUGUGCAGAAAAAAAUGGUAACCAAAUGGACAAGUGUGAAUUUUUAUUUGAUUUAAGUCCAGGAAUGUACGAGGCCUUAGAAAAAUGGCUGAGCCCCUCUGGUAAUAAACCCGAGAUAGAUUCAAGAAACAAUUUGAGAACAGCGUCAUCCAAGAAAAAUCAAGAUUCAGGCACGACCUCUGCCCUCUCCCAUGGUCAAUAUGAGCUAUCCUCUUGCAAAGAUUUUAAGAGCAACUGCAUAAUUAGAGGGAUGGAUGAUCAGAAUAAGACUUGUGCAUCUUUGCUAAUGAACAGAAAAGGAAGUUAUGUUUCUUGGACAGAUGGGAAGAAGGGACCUCCUUCUCCAGUGGACAUCAUGGAGCCUCCUUCACAGCGUUUGGAACUAUCCUUUGUGACACAAACCCAAGCCAGAAAUGCGAAUCCCACAGACAAGGUUCCAUGUCUUCAGCUCAUACAGAAUAAUGAAUUUUAUUCGCACCUGCAAGCAGACGUUUUACAGCAUGAACCAGAAAAUGGCAAACAGGUUGAGCUUCCUCUUGAGGAAAACUCUAUUAUCACGGAAGGUUUUUCACUGCAGUUAUCACAAGAUAAUAUUCCGCCACUAUCUUGCAGUGCUGAAAAUUUUGCAAUCAUUGAUGUAGCAAAUGAUAAAGCUCUUUUUGAAACCUUUAUUAAAGAAUGGAAAACAAAAAAGAGAUUUGCUAUCUCAGUGGCUUGUGAAAGAACAAAAGGCCCCCUGCCCCACAGUUCAGCUAUUGGUGCCAAGUUCAGACAAGGAAGUUUAUGCCAGAAAAUUCAGUACAAAGAUGAUGGAUUUCCUAUUAGAGACGGCGAAGACAUGCUGGUAGUUGGAUUAGCUGUGUGUUGGGGCGGAAAGGAUGCUUAUUACAUUUCAUUACAACAGAAACCCCAAGAGCAGAUUGAAAUCAGUGCCAGUUUGGCACCACCUCCAUUGGAUCAGAACUUGACUGCAGCAGAGAGGUUGCAGCAUCUUCAGUUACAGCUGCAGGACUCCAAGAGAGCAUUUUCGCUUGCUGUGUAUGACUUCAUUCAGCACUACAAGAUCCUCCUAAAGGCCUGUGGCAUCUCUUUGGCAGGAUGUUUUGAGGACCCAAAGGUGGCAUGCUGGUUGCUGGAUCCUGAGUCUAAAGAGCGCUCCCUUCACAACAUGGUCACCAAUUUUCUUCCUCAGGAAUUGUUUUUGUUGGACAAAGUUGGAGCAGGCCAAGGAUGUCAGAGCUUGGGGCUCACUGCCAUGGCAGAUCAUUCUGGGCGGUACAGAGCAGCUGUAGAGUCUGUUCUUGUCUUCCAUAUCAUGGACCAUCUCAGUACUCUGUUGCGCAAAGAUAACUUGCAAAAUAUUUUUCAUAAAGUGGAGAUGCCAAAUCAAUAUUGCUUGGUCUUGCUGGAGCUCAACGGUAUAGGUUUCAGCACAGUGGAGUGUGAGACUCAGAAGCAUGUUAUGGAAGCAAAACUUAAUGAGAUUGAGAAUCAGAUAUAUCAGCUGGCAGGUCACAGUUUCUCCUUGACCUGUCCUGAUGACAUUGCUGAGGUGCUGUUUUUGGAGCAGAAGUUGCCAUUAAAUGGAGAAGCAAAAGGGCAAAAGGGCAAGAAAACAUUAGGUUAUACUGCAAGGACAACAGGAAAUGGAAACAGGGUCAGAUUAGGCAAACAAUUCAGUACAACCAAGGAAGGUCUAGAAAAAUUAAAGGCAUUGCACCCAUUACCAGGCCUUAUUUUAGAAUGGAGGAAGAUCACCAAUGCAAUGACCAAAGUGAUAUUUCCACUGCAGAGGGAGAAGCGUUUAAACCCUGUACUGGGAAUGGAGAGGAUUCAUCCUGUUUCUCAGACUCACAGUGCUACAGGUCGUAUAAGUUUCAGGGAGCCAAAUGUACAGAAUGUGCCUAAAGACUUUCAGAUUGAAAUGCCAGCCAUAGUUGAAGAGAGCCCACCUUCCCAAAAGGAACACAAUGAGUUCAAUUUUCUCAGAAGCAGAGGUAGAAAACAUUAUCUGCUUCCUCGGGAAUCUAGAAGUCUAACUGAAAGUGAGGGAAAAGUAUCAUUUUCUGUUAGUAUGAGGCAUGCCUUCGUACCAUUUCCAGGAGGCUUGAUCUUAGCAGCUGAUUAUUCCCAGCUUGAGUUGAGAAUCCUUGCUCAUUUGUGUAGUGAUGAGCGGCUUCUCCAGAUCUUAAAUGAUGGUUCUGAUGUGUUCAAAAGUAUUGCUGCUGAGUGGAAGAGGAUUGACUCUGAAGCAGUUGGGGAUGAUUUAAGGCAACAAGCCAAGCAGAUUUGCUAUGGAAUAAUCUAUGGAAUAGGAGCUAAAUCUUUAGGAGAACAGAUGGGUAUUGAGGAAAUGGAUGCUUCCCGCUACAUUGAAUCCUUCAAAUCAAGAUACUCAGGUAUUCAGAAAUUUCUGAGAGAAACGGUAAAGAAGUGCAGCAGGGCUGGGUUUGUCCAGACAAUCCUGGGGCGGCGUAGAUACCUGCCAGCAAUUAAAGAUUCAAACCCUUAUAAGAAGGCUCAGGCAGAGAGGAAGGCUGUGAACACUGUUGUCCAGGGCUCUGCAGCGGAUAUUGUCAAAACAGCCACGGUGAAUAUUCAGGCUCAGCUGGAAGCUCUGUCUUCAGCAGUAAAAUCCUACGGACACUUGGAGAGCUCAUUCCAAAAGGAAUGGACAGGAAAACCAGAGAGGGUCGAAAAAAGGCAGAUGGUAUAUCCCAGACGUGGAGGAUUCUUCAUACUCCAACUGCACGAUGAACUUCUCUAUGAGGUUGCGGAGGACAGCCUGAUUCAGGUGGCACAGAUUGUUAAACAUGAAAUGGAAAAUGCCAUAAAACUCUCAGUGAAGCUCACAGUAAAGGUCAAAGUUGGGCCUAGCUGGGGAGACCUGCAAGAGCUGGAGCUGUGAAUAUGAAAUAGAUGUUUGUACUGUAUAAUGGCCUACUGAGACCUGCAGCAAGAUCCAACAGCUCGGACAGCUGGACACAUUUCUUUUUUUUAAAUGGCAAUACUGCAGUUGAUUUCUCAUAUGAAUCUUAAACUCUAAAUCACCCUUCCCCAACCUGGUGCUCUCCCAAUGAUUUGGACUACACUGCUGUGCUGUGCUGAAGCUGACAGAAGUUAUAGGCCAAAACAUAUGAAGGGUGCCAGGUUGGGGAAGGCUGUUCUAAAUGAACUAACCUCAGUGAACAUUUAAGAGGCCACACUGCAUAACUAGAAAUCACAAUGAAAUGCUUAAAGUAUUUAAAUUAAUUCCUGUGAAAAAAAAUAAUUAUUUUAAGGCCUAGCAAUUCACUAUUUCUUAACUAACUUGUCAGAAACAUUUCCAGCUUUUUAAACCGGCUUUUUCAGAUGCAUUACAGCUUGGGGAAAUUUCUGUUUUAGAAAUUUAUGCUUAUUAUGUCAAUUGACAGUGUCAAUUCACAAUGCACACAACUGAAGGUAUGAUGCAAAGCAGCUAUAUCUCAGAUUUCUGUGAUACAGAGCUUGGAAAAGUUACUUUUUUGAACUACAACUCCCAUCAGCCCAGUCCAGUGGCCAUGAUGGCUAGGGCUGAUGGGAGUUGUAGUUCAAAAAAGUAACUUUUCCAAGCUCUGCCACUUGCAUCUUAAAAAGAAUGAAAUUAUCCGGGGAAUCAGGCAUAUGUCCAUGUGACCCCCAUCACGGAUUACACCAUAUGCACAGUAGGAGGGUGCAAUACAUCAUUGCCAAAGCAUACAAGAUUUCCAGGCAGUAAAUGUAAAAAUAGCCCAUUGCUAGCUCCGUGGGGGUCCCUUGAUCUAAAAUAAUAUGAUGAUCUUGUUGUAUUUGUUUCUUUGGGCUGAAAGUCUGCUAUCUCUAUUUCUGUAAUAUUUACUUCCUAUACUUACUGUAAGAAAAUGUAUUUUCUCUUCUGUCUUUUCAUAUCAGACAGCAGGUAGCAUUGUGAUUCUGCUUCUGUUGAGGGGUUUCUGCUAGCUUUUUAACCAAUGCAUUGUUUGCUUUCUAAACUAUGCUAAGAUACUUUAUUCAUCAUAAUGUAAAUAAUAAAGAUAUUUAUUAUCACUUUCUUUCUCUGAGCCUUACUUGAAAAAAAAAAUAGCACUGUGCCUUGGCAGGGAAAACAGGCAGGGCCUCUUGGUAUAUUGUUUUAGAUGCCUGCCUGGUUUUUUUUAUUUCAGCAAGUGUACCCAGACAUAUAACUUCGUUACCCAUUUCUUUUAAAAUGUUUUACUGAUUUUUAAUCUUUGUUUUA
This is a messenger RNA of Rhineura floridana, 9027 nucleotides long. It is a transcript of the gene POLQ, whose product is annotated as DNA polymerase theta. The transcript has 30 exons. The record is from RefSeq and is a predicted model, not a curated record. Lineage: Eukaryota; Metazoa; Chordata; Lepidosauria; Squamata; Rhineuridae. Gene Ontology annotation, biological process: DNA-templated DNA replication; double-strand break repair via alternative nonhomologous end joining. Bases 112 to 7701 code for a protein of 2529 amino acids. Gene Ontology annotation, molecular function: DNA binding; ATP binding; DNA-directed DNA polymerase activity.